This is a messenger RNA of Electrophorus electricus (electric eel), 2236 nucleotides long. It is a transcript of the gene ccdc69, whose product is annotated as coiled-coil domain containing 69. NCBI's taxonomy places the organism in Eukaryota, Metazoa, Chordata, Actinopteri, Gymnotiformes, Gymnotidae. Gene Ontology annotation, molecular function: microtubule binding. The record is from RefSeq and is a predicted model, not a curated record. Gene Ontology annotation, cellular component: cytoplasm; nucleus.
UUGGCGUCUGUGAUGCUUGUUUUGCGUUUGUGACGACACAGAUGAAUUCCGUUCGUAGAUGUUUAAUUUGUUUAAAGAACUGUCUGCUGACGCCUUUUUCUCCCCGUGGUGAAGUAGGAGGUUGACUUGUAGGUUUGUAUUUUGAACCAGCGGUAGCCAAAAACCUUUUCGAUUUCUGACGUUUUCGUUAGACCGAAGCGGCCUGGCAAGAAAACAUGGGUUGUAUUAAUAGCAAGAUGUGUAUCCGAGUUCCACGGAAAAAGAAGAAAAGCAUCGCAAAACAAGGGACACCUGUUAAGGCGAUCAACAGUGCUCAUGAUGGAAAUGGAAAACUCCCCAAGGAGGACCAAAGCCCCAGCCUGAAGACACAGCUGGAAAAGUAUGAGUGGCAGCUUAAACUCCUGCAUACAGUACUGGCAGCCUCAGGGAUUCAAGAGCGAGAGCAACUGCUGCAGGAGCAUCAGAAUGGAGAUCUUUGUAUGCUGGUCCACAGCAUUACUCAGAAGGUUAAGACUGAAACCAUUGCUCAGCUGCUUGCUCUUCAUGAGGAGCAGAUGAGAAACUGUGCAGAGCAACACCAGAAGAAAGCAGAAGAGAUGCAGCACUUACACAGUGCUGAGAGGAGUACUUUAGAGGAAUUUCACAUGGCAUCUAAAUGUGCUCUGAAGGAGCAGAUUGACAUGCUCACAGCAGAUCUGAAGAUGUUCACGGAGAUAAAACAGCGUGUGAAGGAGUCAACACUAAACAGAGAUCUGCAGAGAAACAUUCAGACGCAUGGCAGCCCUGGUGCAUUCUGGGAACAGGAGCAAGAGAGUCUGCUCUUCGUCAUCGAGAUGAAGAAAGAACGUUUACAGAAGCAGGGAGACAAGCUGCGGCAGAUGGAGGCACUGAUCGAAAAAAACUUUGCUCUGGAGGCCCAGGUCAAGCAAGUUCUAUGUCAGAACGAGGACCUCAGAGUUCAGAUAGACAACUAUCAAGCACUCGUACGGCAAUUAUCCAAGGAGCAGAGUGAGCUGCAGGAGGCCUUCAAGAAGCAGUCUUUGCAGGGCCAGAAGAUGACUCGGGAGAAAGAGGAGCUCCUCUUUACUCUCCAUGAUGAAGACUCCUGUUGCAGCAGGAGUAAACAAGGAGUAGACAAGAUGUCUACUCUGGCAGCCAUGGUCCCUGCAGAAGUGUCUCCCAGCUGACCCACACUCAUCCCUACUACCUCAUAGACUUUACCAGCCCAUGCCUGCUGAGACCUCCAGGGUUUACACCUCAGUGGCUCUGUUUCACUCUGCUGUUGGCUUCCAAGUCGCCAAUUUUGAAAUCAUUUUUUGUAUUUUAAAUUGUUUUAUGUCAUUUUAGUUGUAAUGUUCCAUUUUGGAAUAACGUUGGACUUGGCAUUUAUAACAGAUGUGUUCAUUAAAUCUGUUACUGUUAUAGAGAUUUUGGGCCAGUUUAUUUGUUGUAUUUGGCAUAAUGUACUGGAAUUAGACAGGUAGUAGAUUCUUUCUUUUUAUUUUUAUUUUUUUCCUGGCCAAAGAAAAUCCUUAUUGCCUUAUAACCCUGUAGCAGCCAAAAGCACUUUUAAGUGUAGUUUAAAGCAACAUCCCCCCCCCCCCUUGUUUUCAGAUGCACUGGCACUUUUACAGCAGUAUUUUCGUGUGUGUAUAUGUAUAUGGGACUGUGGGAUUCUGUGUCUUGUUGGCACAUGCCAAACUAGUAUGUCUGCAUGCCUCCACCUAUGGACAUGUGCACAUGUUGAUUUUGAGCACCUUGAAGUUAUGGUAAUGGAAAUUUAACUAGUGGCUUACUGAAGAAACCUAAUGUUCGGGAUUUAGGCCAGUAUGAACGGCCCCUGGGAGAGAACUUCACCGUAAUGGACAACAUGAAGAGCAGCCCUGGGUACAUGCUGGAGGGCUCCCCUUCUGGAUUUAUGCUUCCCAUUCUGUGUAGACAAGUGCAGUAAUGAAUUGGACAAUGCAUUAACAUUUUUGUCAAAGUAGCAGUUUGAAAGUUUUUCGCUCUUAUUGCCUUCUUUUAUGGCCUGUUGCCCUGUUUUUGUAUGAGUUCUGUUUUGUACAUUUGUUCUAAAUAAGUGCCUUUUGAAAUUAGCUGUAUUAAGACAAUUAAGUCUCAAUAAACACUACAUCCAAAGUGUUUGUAAAAUCCAUGGAGUAUUUGAAUGCUGUGACGAGUUGUCUGACGUCUGAGAUGGGUUGUUUUUUGUUUUUUUUAAAUUAAAGGAGUGACC